Molecule: messenger RNA, 6362 nt
Organism: Porites lobata
Lineage: Eukaryota; Metazoa; Cnidaria; Anthozoa; Scleractinia; Poritidae
Source: the annotation of a GenBank genome assembly
AUGUAUUUAACACAGAACUCAAACACGUGCUUGCAAGGAUCACCUGGCCUCCCCGGACGUAACGGAGUCAAUGGACAUAACGGGUUACCAGGCCGCGAUGGCCGAGAUGGAGCUAAAGGUGAAAAGGGCGUGGCAGGUCCCCCUGGAUCACGUGGUAUGAAGGGAGAAAUGGGACCAAGUGGAACAGACACUGAUCACAGGAACUGGAAACAAUGUGCGCGGAAGAAUAACGACGGUCGUGACAUUGGACUGAUCAAGGCUUGUUAAUUUAUCUGUGAUCACAGCUAUAGUUCAGUUAGCAUAAAUAAAAAUAUCAUCCCAUCCACUGUGCUUCGCCUGCCUUUUUAGUUAUUGUUGAACGAUGUCCAUGCAGUGGUAUAUUCGCCUAGUAUAACGAAAUGUAGGGUGUAUAAUGCCCUCCUGAUAAUGACAAUUUCUCUGAAAAUAAUUGUUCAGAACUAAUUUGUUGUUGCAGGAUUGUCACCUCACUAAAACCAAGGAUGACACAGCUCUUCGUGUUGUUUACCAGGGAAACCUGUAUUUGGGAGGAUGUGGCGGCUGCUGCAAGAGAUGGUUCAUCACUUUCAAUGGAGCCGAGUGCAGUGGUCCCCUGCCUAUUGACGCAGUGCUGUGGAUCCGAAAUAAAGACGAAGACAACCACAGACCCGGGUUCAUUGAGGGCUACUGUAACAACAUACACAAGGGCAAAAUCCGAGUUGGAAUCAACAUUGGAAACUGUGCAGGAUAUGGAAACUCCAAUGGUUACACAGGCUGGAAUUCAGUGUCCCGUUUGAUCAUUGAAGAAGUUCCUCAGUCCCAGUAACAAGUUGAAAAGCGUCAGGUGAUUAUUAAUGACGUAAUUAAGGGCUCUAAUAACAUUUUCAUGUAAAGCAGUUCAGCUUCAAAACCACAAUAAACUCUGCACGUGACUACUGAUGUAUGAACAUGUCAUUUUUUUAUAAGCACCUAUCCAGUUUAAGGUUAUUAGAUAUGCGCCUGUUCUCACGUUUAUUAAAUAAGUGGCCACCCCCAAGACAUUAACUAAAGGUUUUUUUCUAAGUGCCUAUCCUUUAUAAAAUAGGUGCUUACCCUUAAGGUUUUCCAGUGAGCGCCCACCCUUUAGGACAUUAAAUAUAUGCCAUUGGUAAAGGAUAUGUAAUAGGCUGUAGCCAAAUUCCAAAAAUUCUCACUUUCAAAAUGAGGCUUACUGCAAAAACUUUCUUGUGAAAAUAAGUUUUAUUUGCAUGACAAUUAAAAAUCAUUUUCAUAUAGAUAUGCACUUAGCCUGGCUUUGAAGCAGAGACUUAGGCAACUCGGAAAUGGUCUAUUCACCCGUUUUCACAUAGACUAUAAUGCACCUUGCAUACCCCCCAAAAUUUUGCAUAACAAUUGUCAUCGAUUUUUGGAGGGAGACUGUAAUACCCAUUACCCACCCUUUCCUCGAAUUGACUCUCUAGGAACGUAACGUUUUCUUUCAGUUUAUUACCAGCCCUAGUGUACAUCUCUCAUGGGAUUGUGGGCAAACUAAGGGCCUGUCUACAUGGAGGUGGGGGACCCCGGGUAGGUGAGGUAACCCUCCUGUCCAUAUAAUCUCUCAUUUUAAUUUGAUCACGUUUACAUGAUAGGCGGGGUGACCAGCCGUGUUACCUCACCUAUCUGAGGUCCCCCACCUCCAGGUAAACAGGGGCCCCGCGUGGGACCUUUGAGGCCCAUUACUGCACAUCCCAUUGCCUAAUAACAUGAAGAGAUCAAACUAAUUUGCACUAGUACAAGACAAUUGUGGCGAGGUGAAACCUUGGAAAUAAACACCAACGCGGUCGACUGGGCUCAUAUAAAAAACCACAUAAUUACACUUGUUGUACAUCAAAAUAGGGACUUUUAAGCAACAUCUACGGAAGGGUCUAGUACAGUGACCGGAAGUAUUUUGUUCCCGCCACGCGUCAAUGCCUCAAGUUCAAAGCACCACGACGGCUAUAGCGGUCAAAACGUCGCUUUUUAAAAUUAAAUUUAUUGACUGGCCGUAUUGCGCUUCCUGAAUACGUAGAAGAUCAUGGCGGGCCGUAGUGUCUACUACGUUAAGUAUUCAGUUCUAUUUUACGUCCUUAGAACACCAGUGUAUAUUUGAUACAGAAUCGCAAGAUACACGCAUUUUAUCCUUUUUUGGUCAUCCUUGGAAAUUUCUGAAUCGACGGUUCAUUUUUCGAUCAUGAGCCUCAAAUUUCAGUGUCAAGCACGACACCCAUUAAGUGAAAAAUACAGCCAAAUAUAUACGCAAAAUACAGUUGACGGGAAAGAGGAUUUCAUAACGGAUAUCAUUGCACCACGUGGCGUGGAUAAGACUGAUAAAACGCCGCAAGGAAGCCCUGAGUUUGCCCAUGAAUCGCCCUUUUUUAUGAAUGUUUUUUUUUUUACAUUUCCUUGCCGUGGAGGCUCACUGCACGGCUUCAACCGUUCGCAAACAUUUGACAAAGUAAGGGACUUGGAAUAAUCUAGCCUCCCACGCAGGCGUUUUUAGGGGAGGGAUGAAAAACGAGCUCACCUAAAAACGCCUGCGUGGGAGGCUAAGAAUAAUCGCGAUAAAGAAUAAAAAAAGGCGAAUACACUUUUAAGAGACGUUUUCACCGCUAUAGCCGUCGUAGUAUCUGUUGACGAAUGGUGAAAAAAAAUUACUUCCGGUCACCGCCUAGAAACGUCCGUAGUCUUUCCUUAAAGUCCCUAAUGAUCGGACCUGUCGAGGUCACCUAGUGAAGUUUCUAAGUAUAUCACAAGGAGCAAAACUUUUGAUUACACAGAAUUGUAUUUUUAUAAUACCAAUGACACUUGCCUUCUACUAAAAAAAGUGAAAAAAAAAACAACAACAAAAGAUGGCAUAUUUAUCGUCUGCGGUCAUAAUAAUCAAAACAGGAAAAAAUUCUCAGUAAUUAAUUCACCGAGUAAAAUACUCAGUACUUGGCAUUUGUUUUUCACGACCAAAUACAAACCUUUAAUACUGAACAUCCCAUUCAUUCGGCUUUUUCGAUAAAGGAUGCCAUCAGUUUCGCAUGUUUCAUGGAGGCGUUCAGGGACUGCCAACAUAUAUUUCUGUUACUCAUCAGUGACUGGGUAAGCCGACAAAUAAAAUAUAAAUAUUGCCAAUUCUUUUUAUAGAAAUCACGCUUCAGUACGUUUUAUUGAUAAAUUACAGCAUUGACUGCAAUGUUUUUCUCUCAUACUCUCUCGUCAACGAUCAUGCUAAAUAUGAUCAAGACAGACUUUUAAUCCGGUGACAGAUUUUACACAUGGGCAGCCAACGACUAUUUUCUGUAAAAUAUCUGUUCGGAGAAGCAAUUAUUGGCUAUAAUUUUCUAUUGCUUGAGGACGGCUAAAAAUUUCUAGAUGACCGUUCCAUUCAUGUACAAUUUUCGAAACUUAUCUAAUAAAUUCCCUGCGAUUUUCUGAAGCUUCAUUUUUCACAUUUCACUUUGUUUUUUCGUAGAAAAGGAAACCUAAAAUUUUCGGAUUUAAAAAUGUGAUUGAGAUAGGAAUCAGAAAAAUUCUCACUUUCGUAAAGCGAUAAAUAGCAUCUAAAAUUUUCGGGAAAAUUAUACUGAAACCCUUGGCAUUUCGAAAAGUCACCUAGGAUGACCGAACAGAUACAAAUUUUAUAGCGCCGCUUAUAAUGUAUUUCUAGACAUCUAAAACUACUCUGGAUAGCCUAAAAAGUGUUUUCAACGAAUUUAGGAGGAAAUCAUCGUUGAGUGCCCCUGUUUACAGAACAGACAUCGCAUUUGAGUUACAACUUCUAAAACCGGACCCGCCUUCAUUUUUUAACAUUAUGAGAUAAACUUUACAAGAUCCAUCGGCUACUAGUACCCCUCAAUUCAAGACAACAGCUGCAGUGUAUGAUGAUUUCACACUCGCCGCGGCUACUCUUAAACGAUUCAGCAUUCCGUUUAAAAUUUAUGCAUCUCGAUUUGCUCGUCUUUUAAUAUGUCGUCGAUAAUUCCAAGACAGCACUUCUGGAUGUGCUCAACAGAUAUUAUCAAGAGAAUCCCAUUAUGGCUCUUGAUAUUAUUCAAAGGGCAAAGUUUCUAGGGUCGAAUCCACAGAAUCUACUUGAAAACCCAAAACGUGUGUUUGUUAACAACAGAAUUCUUCUAGUAGCGGCAAAGGUUUAGAUAAAAAUUACCAUACUUCGUAUACAUAACAAGCUACUUAUAUAUUAGGCCAUAGAAAAGAGACCGUCAACUGUUCAAUGGUCACUCUGUGUAUUAACGACAACAGGCCUACUGUAUUGCGUUUGGGUUGCUUCGAUUAAAAACAAUUUCCACAGAAGCAACAUUCUUUGGAACAGAUCAAAACGCUGAGAAACAGAACCACGAUUUAUUUUGCGUGUGCUUUGCAGUCCGCAAUUUAAGGCUUGGGAAGCAGCCGUAGACUAGUUGAUCCACGUAGAGAGAAUAUUGGCUAAAUUAACGGUAAGACAAAAUAGAGCUCACCUUCGGCCAGUUUUGAUUACCUUCUGUGAUACUUCAUAUGGAGAGAUUCCGUAAGCGAGCAUUUCAUGACGAAAACUCUAUUUAGUUUUAGUUUUAGUUUUACAAGCUUUUCUGGACACAGGCCUGCCCAGAGGGAAUAGGUACGAACGGGACUCAUAGGUCCCAUGCAAGGUGUCAUCCUUACCAAUUUCAUUUUCUGCGCUCAGGAGAGGUUAAACUUUACCAUACUGAAAUUACUGGGAAGGUAAGGUUGAACGAAGAAAAAGAUCAUAUGUGUACUGGUAAUUCUUCGCUGCUCACUCAUUUAGCCGGACUUUUAGCAACUCUGCCAGUAUUAAAACAGUCUAAAGUUGUAAGAAAACUCGUCUGGUUUACAAUUUGCCUGAAGGAAAGCUUCAAAGCCUCAAAGCAAUAAGGAUCGACACAUCGCUAAUAAUAACAUAUAGGGCCUGUUUUAAGUUUUUUUAUUAGACAGUGAAAUGGCGCUGUUUAAACCACAAUGGCAAAUUAUACUGUUCACGGGUUUUAUAAGUAAAAAUGAAAAACUCCCUAAAACACCAUAAUAACAUCAAAUGUUAGGAAAAUUUGGGGUUACCUUAGUGAACUGUCUAUAAGUCCCCAUUAAAAUUCUGGUGAAAAAAAAAAGAGACAAAACCAGCUCAAGAGCUUGAAUUUCGUGAAAAACGAACAAUUAUUUUAAGUCCAUUAAUUUGCUUGCCUGGCUUUAAUCGAGAUUUUUCAAGCAAGGAUAUUUUUUAUAUUUGAAACGUUCAAUAAUCGUGAUCGCACAUACAAACAUAGUUAUCUCCCUGUUCGCUGUUAUUCCACUACGUUGUUCAAGGUCAGUAAAUGUGGCAGUCGGUCAGCACAUGCCAUUGUGCUCACACAACAAGAAAAAUUUCGUUACAAUUAAUUCAAAAAGUGAACUUUUAUCCUUCGUCUCUAACUUCACACAAAACAGAACACCAGAAGACUUGUGCAGUUGGAGUUCAACGCACGUUUUCCUCAGUUCGUAACUUGUUUUGCGUUUUUCUUGUACCCUCAAGAUGAAGAAAGGAAAUCUGUUUGUUUGGUGUCUACUUUGUCUGUCGGUGUCGUCCACCGCUUUCGCUAAGGUAAGAUAAAUCAGCGCACAGAAUUGACUUUUCUUAAACUAUGCAAAGAAGAGCGGAGAACGAAUCUGAUUGAAAGACGGUUUAAGUUGUUGAGUCUGUUAGUCAUAAAGGCUUACAAAAAGUAGCGGCGAGAUCAGUUUUCCAUGCAUCAGCGUAAGUGGAAACGAAAAUUUCAGAUUUGAAAUACUUUUGAGAUUAGAACUUUUAUUUUCUUAAAUGUAUAUUUUUAAAAGAGAGUUUGAAAACACAGUUUGCAAAUUAUAAUUGGCACUCCUGUCUUGGGCUCAAAGAACGAAAGGAUUUAUAACAAAACGCACAUCUCUUGUGCUGUUGUCACUUCUCCGAGAAGAGAACAAGGGAGAAUGAUGACUCUAAGAAUCUACAAAAGGCAGAUGAUUGGCUGAGCUUCUUCUAUACUUAAUGUCAAUCAUUUAUUACUGACCUGAACCCAAAUUUUGCUAAAAAAAAAAAGGUGCAAGUGAAUAUACUAUUAUUUUUGAACAUUUAUGUAACACAGAACUCAAACACGUGCUUGCAAGGAUCCCCUGGCCUCCCCGGACGUAACGGAGUAAAUGGACACAACGGGUCACCAGGCCGCGACGGCCGAGAUGGUGCUAAAGGUAAAAGGGGCGUGGCAGGCGCCCCUGGAUCACGUGGUGCGAAGGGAGAAAUGGGAGCAAGUGGAACAGAUACUGAUCACCGGAAUUGGAAACAGUGCGCGUGGAGGAGUCACGAUAGUCGUGACAUUGGACUGAUCAAGGCUUGUUAA